Messenger RNA from Cydia pomonella (codling moth), 5834 nucleotides. RefSeq names its product puromycin-sensitive aminopeptidase (gene Psa). The transcript is spliced from 12 exons. Gene Ontology annotation, cellular component: cytoplasm. Gene Ontology annotation, biological process: peptide catabolic process; proteolysis. Bases 235 to 3084 code for a protein of 949 amino acids. NCBI's taxonomy places the organism in Eukaryota, Metazoa, Arthropoda, Insecta, Lepidoptera, Tortricidae. Gene Ontology annotation, molecular function: peptide binding; zinc ion binding; metalloaminopeptidase activity. The record is from RefSeq and is a predicted model, not a curated record.
AUUCAUAACUUGUGAAUUUCAAUUUCAUUCAUUUCAUUCUUUUAUAUAUACUGUCAUAUCAUAUGUCAAAGGAAGAACUAAACAUUUUCAUUCGCCAAUAUUCCAACCUCAAAAUAUAUAUUUUUUCUUUCAUCCAACAAACGUAAAUGAUCUACAUGAGUCUUACCUACUAGUCGAACUAGUCUAUCUAUUCAGUAACUUUCACUUUCAACGUCACUCCGAUAACCGCUUUCCAUGACGCUACAGUUACUACGCGUCAUACGUAAUUCAUUUGCAUUUCGUUCAGAAAAUUGCAUUAAUUUGAUUCGCCAUUGCAAGUUGUUACGUACGAGCGAAUACCGUUAUUCGGAGUGGGGGCAGAGAGUAGGACGCGCGCGGGGGGCACGUAUCGGAGGCGCGGGAGCGCGGCGAGUUCACUCUGUCACUCGGUCAUUACGGUAUUUUUCUGUAGCGCGUCCCACAUUUACGAUCGUGAAAGAAAAAGUGACAAUGCCCGAAAACAAACCGUUUCAACGCCUUCCGAAGAAUGUCGUACCUAAACAUUACGAUCUAGAACUGGUGCCAGAUCUCGAGAAACUAACGUUUACGGGAAAGACAGCAGUGAAAGUAUCGAUCGUCAAUCCUACCAAAGAGAUAGUGCUCAACUGUUUGGACUUGGAUUUGAAAAGCGUGAAGUUACAGUAUGAGAAUGGGGAACCUCUGUCGCCGGUGGAAGUGCGGCUCAGCGCAGCCGAAGAGACGGCCACGAUCGCGUUCGCGGAGACGCUGCCGGCCGGCGAGGCCGCUCUGCAGUGUGAGUUCACCGGCGAGAUCAAUGACAAGAUGAAGGGUCUGUACCGCAGCAAAUACCUGACGCCGAGCGGCGAGGAGCGCCACGCGGCCGUCACGCAGUUCGAGGCGACAGACGCGCGCCGUUGCUUCCCGUGCUGGGACGAGCCUGCCAUUAAGGCAACCUUCGACAUUUCCUUGCGCGUUCCCGCCGACCGUGUCGCGCUCUCCAACAUGCCUGUGAAGGAGGAACAGAUAACUGACAACACGCGAUUCGUCAGAUUCGACACAACACCAAUCAUGUCCACAUAUCUGGUAGCUGUAGUAGUGGGCGAGUAUGACUAUGUGGAGAAGACAUCGCGCGACGGCGUUUUGGUGCGUGUGUACACACCUGUGGGCAAAAGCAAGCAGGGCAUGUUCGCACUGGAAGUGGCUGCCCGGGUACUGCCUUAUUACAAGGAGUACUUCGACAUAGCUUAUCCAUUGCCUAAAAUUGAUCUGAUUGCUAUAGCAGAUUUUUCAGCUGGUGCUAUGGAAAACUGGGGCUUAGUGACAUACAGAGAAACAUGCUUGUUGGUGGAUGAGGAACACACAUCAGCUGUGAGACGGCAGUGGAUAGCCCUUGUAGUUGGUCAUGAGUUGGCCCAUCAGUGGUUUGGCAACCUGGUAACUAUGGAAUGGUGGACUCAUCUCUGGUUGAAUGAGGGCUAUGCUUCAUUUGUGGAAUUCUUGUGUGUCAACCAUCUGUUCCCUGAGUAUGAUAUUUGGACUCAGUUUGUUACUGAAACUUACAUCAGGGCUUUAGAGUUAGAUUGUUUGAAAAACUCACACCCUAUUGAAGUGCCAGUAGGCCAUCCAUCUGAAAUUGAUGAGAUAUUUGAUGACAUCUCAUACAACAAGGGUGCUUCUGUCAUUCGUAUGCUGCACAGAUAUAUUGGUGAUGAUGAUUUCCGCAAAGGAAUGAACAUCUACCUUACUAGACACCAGUACAAAAACACUUUUACUGAAGACCUAUGGGCUGCUUUGGAGGAAGCAUCAAACAAGCCUGUUGGGGCUGUGAUGUCCACAUGGACUAAGCAGAUGGGCUUCCCAGUUGUACAGGUAAACUCGAAACAAAGAGGCAAUGAUCGCGUGUUGACGCUGACUCAGCAGAAAUUUACCGCGGAUGGUAGCCAGGACCCUCAUGAUAUCCUAUGGAUGGUGCCUAUUACUAUUUCUACACAGGAAUUUCCUUCUAAGGUGGCAUUGUCUACAGUUUUGGAGAAACGAACCCAAGAAGUUGUCCUAGAAAAUGUUUCAGAGUCUUCAUGGGUUAAAUUAAACCCUGGCACAGUCGGUUACUACCGGACCCGAUAUGAGCCCGGCAUGCUGGCGCAGCUGGUGGGCGCGGUGCGCGACGGGUCGCUGCCGCCGCUCGACCGGCUCGGGCUGCUCGACGACUGCUUCGCGCUGGUGCAGGCUGGACACACGCACACGCACGAGUCCCUGAAACUCAUGGAGGCAUUCAACAAUGAGGCCAACUUCACCGUUUGGUCGUCAAUAUCUAACUGCAUGUCUAAGCUGAGCGCGCUGUUCUCCCACACGGCACUCGACAAGCCGCUUAAGAACUAUGGGCGGCAGUUGUUCGGGCCGGUCACUAAGCGCCUGGGCUGGGACGCAGAAGACAAGGAAAGCCAUCUAGACACCCUGUUGAGGAGUCUUGUGCUCAACAAAAUGAUAAGCUUUGAGGAUCCAGACACCAUCAAGGAAGCUAAGAACCGAUUCGAAAAACAUGUAUCGGGUGCGGCCAUACUGCCAGCGGACCUGCGCUCGGCGUGCUACCGCGCCGUGCUGGCGGACGCGGACGAGGCCACGUUCCAGCGGUUCCUGGAGCUGUACCGCUCUGCAGACCUGCACGAGGAGAAAGACCGCAUCAGCCGCGCGCUGGGAGCCGUGAAGGAUCCGGAGCUUCUGAAGCGUGUGUUGGACUUUGCUGUCUCAGAUGAAGUGCGCGCACAAGACACAGUAUUCGUGAUCGUGUCGGUGGCCGUCAGUAGGAAUGGCCGCGACUUGGCGUGGCAGUUCUUUAAGGACCACUGGCAGGACUUCAUGGAUCGCUACCAGGGCGGCUUCCUUCUGGCGCGACUAGUGAAGUCCACCACCGAAAACUUCGCCUCCGAGUCGGCCGCUCAAGAAAUAGAGGAGUUCUUCCGCACACACCACUCGCCCGGCACCGAGCGCUCCGUGCAGCAGGCGCUGGAGACCGUGCGGCUCAACGCGGCCUGGCUGCGCCGCGACCUCGCCUCCACCACCACCUACCUGCAGUCCUACCACUGACGGUAACUACUGUCCUCACUCACACCACUCCCCGGCACCGAGCGCUCCGUGCAGCAGGCGCUGGAGACCGUGCGGCUCAACGCGGCCUGGCUGCGCCGCGACCUCGCCUCCACCACCACCUACCUGCAGUCCUACCACUGACGGUAACUACUGUCCUCACUCACACCACUCCCCGGCACCGAGCGCUCCGUGCAGCAGGCGCUGGAGACCGUGCGGCUCAACGCGGCCUGGCUGCGCCGCGACCUCGCCUCCACCACCACCUACCUGCAGUCCUACCACUGACGGUAACUACUGUCCUCACUCACACCACUCCCCGGCACCGAGCGCUCCGUGCAGCAGGCGCUGGAGACCGUGCGGCUCAACGCGGCCUGGCUGCGCCGCGACCUCGCCUCCACCACCACCUACCUGCAGUCCUACCACUGACGGUAACUACUGUCCUCACUCACACCACUCCCCGGCACCGAGCGCUCCGUGCAGCAGGCGCUGGAGACCGUGCGGCUCAACGCGGCCUGGCUGCGCCGCGACCUCGCCUCCACCACCACCUACCUGCAGUCCUACCACUGACGGUAACUACUGUCCUCACUCACACCACUCCCCGGCACCGAGCGCUCCGUGCAGCAGGCGCUGGAGACCGUGCGGCUCAACGCGGCCUGGCUGCGCCGCGACCUCGCCUCCACCACCACCUACCUGCAGUCUUACCACUGACGGUAACUACUGUCCUCACUCACACCACUCCCCGGCACCGAGCGCUCCGUGCAGCAGGCGCUGGAGACCGUGCGGCUCAACGCGGCCUGGCUGCGCCGCGACCUCGCCUCCACCACCACCUACCUGCAGUCCUACCACUGACGGUAACUACUGUCCUCACUCACACCACUCCCCGGCACCGAGCGCUCCGUGCAGCAGGCGCUGGAGACCGUGCGGCUCAACGCGGCCUGGCUGCGCCGCGACCUCGCCUCCACCACCACCUACCUGCAGUCCUACCACUGACGGUAACUACUGUCCUCACUCACACCACUCCCCGGCACCGAGCGCUCCGUGCAGCAGGCGCUGGAGACCGUGCGGCUCAACGCGGCCUGGCUGCGCCGCGACCUCGCCUCCACCACCACCUACCUGCAGUCCUACCACUGACGGUAACUACUGUCCUCACUCACACCACUCCCCGGCACCGAGCGCUCCGUGCAGCAGGCGCUGGAGACCGUGCGGCUCAACGCGGCCUGGCUGCGCCGCGACCUCGCCUCCACCACCACCUACCUGCAGUCCUACCACUGACGGACUAAAUGACACAAGACUGAAACUACAACGAAGUCCAGUUAACGUUUCAAUAGAUCUUUAUUCACUGAGCUGAGCUGCUAGCAUAUUGAGUUAUUUAUUUUCCAGUGACAUCGUUAUAUGUUAACCGUGACAUUGAAAAAGAGUAUUUUAAAUGUUGUUAAUAUGUGUAUCGUAUUUUAAACUUAAUAUACGUAGCCGAAUUAAAUUAAACAGGUGGGGCAAACGAACUAAGGAGUAUGUUUCAAUUUGUUGUUGUUUUAUACCUGCCUGUUCAUUUCAUUUGUUUCUGAAAACUAUACGAGCACUUUAAUUCUAGGCGCUUAUUCUAACUAAAUAAUAAAAAUAUCGUUAACUUAGAAGUAACUAUCCUUACGUUUUAUGCAGUAAAUUGCAAAAAAAAAAACUGGGAUCGAAAGUAUUUACUCACAAGUUUGCUACAACUUGACUAGAUUUUGAUUUCGAUAUAAUAAUCCAAUAAGAACUACAAGGUACAGUCGCGAUCAGAUAUAACGGAGCAGCCGAGGAUUUCAAAAAUAUCGAAACACGCACUCUAACGCCUUGACAAUAGAAGUGUGUUAAGAUAUUUGUGAGUGCCUUGGCCGCUCCGAUCUAUUUGAUGGCGACUGUACACUGAAAACGCACACAUGGUAAUCUGUUAUCAAAAGGUAUCGAACAUGGGGAGUAUGUUAGAAAACAAUCUCUUAUGCAUUUAGUUAGAUUGAGCUCGCUAAAAUUCGCAUUUACGUUAGUAAUAUGAUGACACUAGUCACAUGCGCCUAACUAGAUUUCCGCAGCGGCAAAGGAGCUAAGACAAGUCUUAUCAUAAUUUAACCUUUUGACCGCCAAAGACGUCAUAUGACGCGCACGGCUACAGUCCAAUAUCAACCUUACCGACCUUAUCAACUGUACCGACAAGGUUCACGAUUACGCGCCGCGUGCAAUAGGCGUGGCGUUCAAAAGGUUAACAAAAUACGGCCCAUUGUUAUAACACUUCAAUACUCUGCUGAGUUUCAAUGGUCCAUUGUUAGAGAAGCUAUACUUACAGGAUUUAACAUGUAUUAUAAUGUGUAAAAUAUUAUUUUAAUUUAUGUUUAAAUUAUGUUACGAGUUAUGUAAUAUUGGUGCUGAGAGCAUUAUUAUUGUUUUAUUUCUUUAUUCUGGGGAAAGUACAAUUUUGUUUCUAACAUUAGUGUAAACUGUAUACUGACAACAAACCGUAGUAGCGUUAUUUAAUUUACCAGAGUGCAAUAGUUUCUUACGCCCACCACAAGUACCAGUCGACUUGCACACGCAUAUAAUUUUAAUUAAGUACCUACAUUUAGCUAAUUAAUCGUUUAGGGGCGUGCAAGUUCAGUCAAAAUUUUUGUGAUCUUUAAAUAAUGAAAUGAAGUUACCAUCGUUUAUUAGUGUCUAUCGGUGUCAUUGCUGAAUUGUUUUGUAAGACUGUGUUAUUGCAAUAAAUGGUACAAGAACACAAA